This is a messenger RNA of Homalodisca vitripennis (glassy-winged sharpshooter), 2031 nucleotides long. RefSeq names its product zinc finger protein 358-like. The record is from RefSeq and is a predicted model, not a curated record. Gene Ontology annotation, molecular function: DNA-binding transcription factor activity; RNA polymerase II cis-regulatory region sequence-specific DNA binding. Gene Ontology annotation, biological process: regulation of transcription by RNA polymerase II. NCBI's taxonomy places the organism in Eukaryota, Metazoa, Arthropoda, Insecta, Hemiptera, Cicadellidae.
UUGAGAUUGGAUGGAGCAUAAAAAUAAGAGAACAAACUGAAUCUUUGUAAAUUGAUAACCGAGGGGGGUUCUCUAAAAAGUUUUCAAAAUUUGAACUUAAUACUUAUUAAUAAUUUUUAUACUGGAAUAUUUUCUUUGCUUGUUAAUUAUUUUGCUAGUUUUUAUAACUUCAUUAGUUUCCCUCGUAAAAAGUAGGAUUGUAUGCAAGUGACCACAUCUUUACCGCCAUUAAGUAAAAUGAGUGAACUACUGGGAGGUGAUGAGUCGUUCCUAUCUCUGUGGACAGACAACUUCCUGACAAAGCCCAUGGGACUGGACUGGUCUCUCAAGGACCAACAAAUUGUCCCUGUGCCAAUUGUGAUCCUUGAUGAUGGGAGGAUCGCUUUCAAAUCAGAUGAUGGCCAGAUUUGCUUGUUAGAUGGUCUGACAGGUGUGGGAGUGGGCGUAGGGGAGGAGGCCAGUCUGGCCUUGCCGCCUUGCCUGAACGAUGCCUCAGGUGAUCUUCCCUCUCUCAGUGAUGCAGCUAUCAAGUCCAUGUUGGUACAGGGAGCUUUGGACCAAGACCCGGAGCUGCCCCUGGUGGGUCCUGACAUACCGGAGUUACCGGACAAGGAUCUAGCAGAUGAUGACCUCAAGGCUCUGGUCUCAUUCCGAUGUCAAUUCUGUGACUUCUCCUCUGCUGAUGUGCCCAGUCUGAUGCACCACUCCGAGACCGUGCAUGCUGAGCUUCAGUCAGAAGCUGAAAAAGAUCAAGAUGAAAUUGUGGAAGAAGUGGCUGAUUCUCCUUCUUCUUCUUCAGAUGUGCCUGUAAAACUGGAAUCCACUGAGCCUACAGUAGACAUGGAAGAUGAAGACAUUGUGGAACAGUUUGUCUACUUGUGUUCCGAGUGCAAGGAAGGCUUCAACUCUGUUACCCAGUGUAGAGAUCACAUGAUCAAGGACCAUAACAUGGUGUUUGACAGUGUGCGAGGAAAAGACCAGUGGACUAAGAAAGAUACAGAAGUAGAGAUUGUCCCUCCAGACACCCCUUCGGUUCCUCCUACGCCCCCACCUCCACCUAAACUUGCUUCUUUUGAGAAUAUCAAACAACCAGUCACAAAAGUGAAGGACUAUGAUCCAGAAUUUGAAGCUAAGCCUUACAAGUGUCCCGAGGUGUUCUGUGUGCACAGAUUCCGCACAAUCACUGUUCUGGAGCAACACAUGAAGUGUCACUUGCAGGACGAGACACGCAGGUUUGUCUGUACAACUUGCUCGAAUAUCUUCCUCAAGUGGAGCCAAUGUGCACAGCACCUUUGGAAGGAGCAUAAAAUUGACAUUGAUCUGUAUACUUGUAAGGUGUGUCACGUGUACAAGACGACGACACGCAAGAAGCUGGAGAGCCACUGUCGGAUACACAGUGAGGAGCGGCCAUACAAGUGUACAGAGUGUAACAAGGGCUUCAAACAGCGGACACAACUCAUCAACCACACAGUCUCGGUACACAACAAGGACAAGUGCAACGCACCUAAGUGGUACAUGAAUCAAAAGUGUGAGAUCUGCCUGAAGACGUACGCAGACAGCAAGUCACUCAAGAAGCACCUGCAAGCGGUCCACAGCAAGUUGAAGCCGUACAACUGUCAGAUCUGCGGUCACAUGAGUGCACGCAAGGCGAUGUUGCAGGCGCACAUGCGCCAACACACUGGCGAGAAACCUUUCGCUUGUGAAAUGUGCUUGUUCCGCACAGGCGACCACAACUCACUGCGGCGUCACAUGAUGCGCCACACAGGCAAGAGACCAUACCGGUGUCCGCACUGCGCCUACUCCUCCAUACAGUCUUCCUCGUUCAAGUCACACCUGCGGUCCCGACACCCCCGGCCAGUCGGGGGUGUACACGUGCAACAAGUGCUUCUUUGCCACCGCCGACUAAGUGCUUCUUUGGCCACCGUCAGUGAACACAGUUACCGCAAACACAUGUCUGACCACAGGCUAAACCUCAUACCUGACAGUGAGUUUGUCUCCAUCACUCUAGUCUUGUCUCACUCUAAUAAUUAG